AUGUCUGAGAUUAUAGUUGUUGAGAGUAUUCCUCUCGACAUGAAAUAUGAGGUGAAUGCUACCUUUGGAACACCGCUGUACAAAGCAUGGAGCGACCUUCUCUCCAUGGCAGAAGAGCAAGUUGACAUUGCCUCCUUCUAUUGGUCUCUCACAGGUGAAGACAUCAACGUUAACUCAUCUACUGACCAGCCUGGCAGAAACAUACUAGAGCAAAUAAAAUAUAUGCCAUCCAGAAACGUGUCAGUACGUGUUGUGACCAGCAUUCCCACUCUUGCCAGCAACUCGACAGACCUGAAAGUUUUAAGACAAAAUGGAGUACAGGUAAGAAGAGUGAACUUUGGCCAUCUGACCGGUGGAAUUCUGCAUACCAAGUUCUGGAUCGUUGAUCGGAAGCAUCUCUACAUUGGAAGUGCAAACAUGGACUGGAGAUCUUUAACUCAGGUCAAAGAGGUUGGAGCUGUGAUCUAUAACUGCUCCCAUCUUGCCAGUGACCUCCAUAAGAUCUUCUUGUCUUAUUGGGUGAUGGGUCAUCGCAAUGCCUCUCUCCCAAAUCCAUGGCCUUCAUCCUUUGACACCUUGAUUAAUCAGGAAAAGCCCUUGCUAGUGAACCUAAGUGGUGUGCCUAGUCAAGUGUACAUUUCGGGUUCUCCUCCUGUUUUCUGUCCACACUCUCGCACCAAGGACCUGGACGCUAUAUUGUCAGCCAUUGCAGAGGCAGAGCGCUUCAUUCAUAUAGCACUUAUGGAAUACUUACCCUUAUCUCAGUUCUCACGUCCUAAGAGGUACUGGCCAGUUAUUGAUGAUGCAAUAAGGGGGUCUGUUUUUGAGAGGAAUGUGUCUGUGCGUCUGCUGGUCAGUUGUGGGCGUAAUUCUGACCCUACCAUGCUGCCUUUCCUUCAGUCUUUGGCUGCCCUGCAGUAUCCAGAUUCAAACGUUCAUCUGGAAGUGAAAAUAUAUAUUGUGCCCGUUGGCAACCACUCAGACAUUCCUUAUGCCAGAGUGAACCACAAUAAAUAUAUGGUGACUGAUAAGGUUGCCUAUGUAGGUACCUCAAACUGGUCUGCUGACUACUUCAGCAGCACAGCAGGAGUGGGACUGGUGGUAUCUCACGACACCAUAAACUCAACAUAUCCCAGAGACACAUUUCAGGAACAGCUGAAAAAAGUGUUUGAAAGGGAUUGGGAAUCAGAGUAUUCAGUUCCACUGGCCAGCUCUGGUGAAAACCCUGACUGUGCAUUCUGGAAGAUACAGAGAGGAAACUAG
This is a messenger RNA of Chanos chanos (milkfish), 1263 nucleotides long. RefSeq names its product phospholipase D family member 4 (gene pld4). The coding region runs from base 1 to 1263 and encodes 420 amino acids. The record is from RefSeq and is a predicted model, not a curated record. Gene Ontology annotation, molecular function: catalytic activity. The transcript has 9 exons. Lineage: Eukaryota; Metazoa; Chordata; Actinopteri; Gonorynchiformes; Chanidae.